Molecule: messenger RNA, 5616 nt
Organism: Zingiber officinale
Lineage: Eukaryota; Viridiplantae; Streptophyta; Magnoliopsida; Zingiberales; Zingiberaceae
Exons: 4
Coding region: 1424-5194 (1256 amino acids)
Source: RefSeq, a predicted model, not a curated record
UGUCUAUAAAAUACCACCACAUCGAGGAGGAUGACAAGAAAAGAGAGGAAAGGGGGCGGAGAAGAGGAGAUAGACAGGGACGGAUCGACGCAAGAAAUAGCACGGAACGGAAGAGUUUCUGGAUCGCGUGGAGGAUAAGGAGCUGUCUUCUUUUAUUUCUUGGGGAGGAUCCGAGAAAGGAAUUCAUCCGUGAUCAAUUAAUCCAGCGUUGAGAUUGCAGCGGAGACGGAAAAUUAAAGGAGGGAAAGAACGGGGAAAAGGAACGAGGCUGAAGGAGAGGAUGGAGACUAGUCCACCUCCCCAGAUCCAGGUACAGCAACCCUAGUUCCUCAUAUCUGUAUGCUUUCUUUUGGUUCUCUUGCAACUCCAGUUUGCGCGAUGAAAAAGGGGGUUUGGGUUCUGGAAGCUGCUAUGAUCUGCUGCGUUUGGCUUCGAUGAUCAGUUUCCUUGCGUGUCGGAACAGGUUUUUGGCUUCUUGGUCACAGGGAAGGGGGAAAACGUGGUCUUCGACUGUGGGUCAUAGAUCUGCACAGAUCGGAUUCUGCAAUCUAUCUCUUGUAUAUAGUGCUGACCAUGGGUUUGGAUUCUUCUCCUUCGGGAUGUGCUUGUCGUGAGACUCGGUCAAGGGCUGCCCGUUUCGAUGAUCAGCUGUGGUUGGCGUUGUUAUUUCCCCAAGGUUUAGAUGAUUUAGGUUUCCAGGUCACGAGGGUCAGAGAUUUUUUGCCGAGCUUCAUGUUGUUGUAGAUCCUACCAUUUACCACAGCAUAGUCAAGAUCUACCUAUGAUCGAUCAAUUUUAGGUGUUCACUUGGCCCUGGAUCUGCUGUCUGUGUGGUCAUCCGCUAUUUUGGCAUAUCACAGGGCUGAUUGGUUUUGUUGUUUUUCAGCGGCAGGCAUUGACAUUGUUUCUGGUUCAAGGCAUUGUUUCUUUUCCUCAAACAGCCUAAGUACCGGUACCCAUCGUGUUAGGGUUCACAGGAUUGAAGAUAAUUACCAGGAUGCUUUGAUUCUUAUUCCACUUUUCAAACAAACUACAUAAUAUUUUGCUUCUGCUCCAUGAUCCAGAACCUCUCUGUUGCUCAUGGACUUUUGUCCAUAUCAGCCUGGAAUUUGUUAUCAUUUCGUCAAUAGUUGGAACGAGCAUUACAACACUUUGCAUCCUUCUCUUGGAGACUGGCUUUUCUAAUUAGGGAAAUUUUAUUUAAUUGCUCGUGGAGGUGUUUGUCUUAUUGAGAAGGCAGACUCUUGGUAUGCAUCUUAUUCUGUGGAGCUGGAUAAUAAUCAUGUAGGAUAGUAAAUAUUGCAGAACUUGAUUCAUUUGUAUGCUUGUGCUGUAUAGCAUAUUUCCGAAGUUGAAACCAAGGAUCAGAUAUCUGCAAGAGUGUUUUGGAACAUUUACUUGAGGAUUUUGAUCAUUGGGAGAGAUGCUGAGUAAUGUUGAAACUGGAAUUCCAGGAUCUAUAGAUCCUAACUUGAACAGGGAGACAACAGAUAAUGGCAAGAAAUGGGCUGUAAAACGAGCUAGAACUUCAUUUUCUGGGGGAAGAAAGAAAAAGUCGGUCAGAAGAAUUUCCAAAGAGACUCAAUUGAUCCUGGAUAAGGGAUCCAGUGGAACAGGAGAGAUGCCUCUCUCUGAUUCUGAGAAGGUUGGUGUAAGUAUUCUUGGGCAACACUUCAGUGAUUCCCUUAAGAUUGUUCCCAUAAAGAAAAGGAGACUUCUGUUUGUCCGAUCUCCGUCAUCUCCAUUGCAAUCAUCAUAUUCAGAUUAUUCUGAUCAUUUAUUAGAGAGUCAGACUGCCUCUGAAUCAUUAGCAUCUGGCAAUGAUCAUGAUAAGAGAUUUAUUGACAACAAAAAACCUAUUUCAAAACAUGUGAUCGAGGGGACUAGUGAUGCUGCUGAUUUCUCAGGUAUCUCUAUAUUGGCUGCUGCUGCCUGCAAUAGUGAAAUAGUGGGUGAAGGUGUAAAUUUGGGCUAUUUGGUUCCAACAGAAAAUUCUUUCAGGGAAAUCAAUUUAGAAUCAACAGGAGACAAAAAAGAGCGUUCCUUAUGUCAAAAGGACCUGCAAUUACAGUCACUUGAAGACUUACUGGGUGACAGGGUAGCUAUGGAAACUUAUUCAACUUCAGUUCCUGUAGAAGAUGAAAACAAAUUUCAUGAUUCACAAAACAAAAACGGCUCCUCAUUGCAAAAUGUUUAUGAUAAUAUAAAAUCUGCCUCUGUUUCUAGGCUUCACUGGGAUCUUAACACUGAUAUGGAUGCAUGGAAUAGCAAUUGUGAUGAUCUUGUAAUCUCUGGGCCAGUUGUUACCAAUCCUUUAUGUGGAAACAGGGAACGUGAUAAUAAGUUAUUAGGUUGUGAAACUUGUGAAAAAGAGAUGGAUGAUGGAGAAAAACGACGCUUUACAAAACUUGGCAAGAGCUUAGACAUUCCUGGGUUCAACUCUCUUAAAGAGGCAUCAGCAAAACCUGAUAUAGGUAAUUGUUCAAGUCUUGAUCAUGAGAAUGUCUGCUCUUUUGCUAAUGGUAAUAAUUUGGUUGAAAAAAUACAUUCCUUGGAUGAUGUAACUGUCACCUUGGUUGGCUCUAGCGAGGAAGCAAAACUCAUGCAUGGUACUCCAGGGAUCAACAUUUGCUGUGCUAAAGUUAUUUCUUCAGAAGUUGGUAUUGCUCUUGGCUCUUCAAGGGACGGUUCAUUGGCAAAUGAGGCUACCAAAAAAGUAGCAGAUAAGAUGGAUUCUGACUUGGGGUUGAAAACUGAACCAGUGCUUUAUCAUGCUCCUUUUAAUGAGAAUGUCACUUGUGAAAUUAAUGCUGAAUUAGAUAAGCCCCUUUCAAACAUGGUCCAGUUAAUCCAUAAGCCAAUCUGUAAUGAAAAUGUAAAUAUCAUUGCAUCAAGUUCCGAGAAACUCCCUGAUGAUAACCGUGUGAUUAAUACUUUGGUGGAGAGUAGUGAUCAAUUUCUUCUAGUUGCAGCAUGUGACACCGCUGAUGGAACUAUACAUUCUGACAAAUCAGAUGGCUCCAAUAACAUCCAUGUUGACAAGCCUUCUGUUGUAAUAAGUUCAAGUCCAUCAUUAGUUGGUCAUCAACAGAAUAGCCCAGAGGCAUGUAACUCUGGGGAGUUGAUAAUGGCUGCUAAGUGUGAAAAUAUAAGAGCAGCUUUGAUGGUAAACGAUGAUAAUUUUGCUGGCUGCAAAUCUCCUGUCUGUGCUCCAACUGUUACAGCUGUUCCAAAAUCUGUUGAAGAGCUGGUAGUUGAUAUUAAGGAAACUGAGGCCCCAUGCAAAAGCAUCAAGGUUGUUUGUCAAAUUUCCCAUGGUGAUAGUCACUUGGAUGCAUUUCAAGUGGGUGAUGUUGUCACUGAACAUGAAAAAAGCAACCUUGUUGGAGAUGAUGAUUCUCAAUUUGAGGAUGGUGAAUUUAGGGAAUCUGUUUUACAUGGUUGGGGGGAAGAUGAUGAAGUGGAAUCUGAACAUGUGGAUUAUGGGUCUGACAAUGGGGAGAAUGAUAUCUCUGAAGCUAUUUCUGUCUUACCCUCUUCUGCCACUCUCUCUAUGGAGAACAUGACAUUCAAAGCCAGGAAUUUAACCAGUGCUGAUGAAGUGCAUGCUGGAAAGGAUAGGCAGGUCAUUUUUCCUCAGCAGCCCUCCUCUAGAUGCUCAUCCAAAUCAGAUUGUCCAGAUGCAGGACAAGUGAAGAGAACUACUGCUGAUCUUGAUCACAAAAAACAUUUAGCACAUAAUAAGAACAGCGUGGAAAGAGAUCUUACUGGAUGUAAUAAUGAAAAUGACACAAGUAGGGAACCUUUGAAUGUGAGGAUGAAGUCAUCAGGAUGGGAUCGGCUGCCGGAGGGAAGUAGGCAUGCUGGAGAGAGCCUGUUAGAUCAUGGGAUUGCUUCUACUAGGCAAGAUGAUCCUUCUUGUUCUUUACGCUUGUUUGUUGAUGAUGAAUCAUUAAGAAGAUCUGGCUCAUCAUUUAAGGGAGCUUUAUCAUCUAGAGUUGAGGCGCCAAAUUCCUCGGACGAGACAUGCAGGAAAGAUAAAUUUCUCAGAAGCAGGUACAGUGGUCAUGAUAGUCUUGAAGCAAAAGCUAAAAGGAAUGCUACUCAUAACUCAUCAGGGUGGGGCGGAUCAUCUGGACAUACUCAAAGCGGGGUCAGGGAUGAACAUUGGUUUGAUUCUCCAAAUUCACGUGGACCCAGACAUCAUGGUUCACCUGGCUACUAUGAUCCAUCAAGUUUUGCACGGCCUUCUUCAAGGAAUGCAGCUGCAGCUGCUGUUAAAAAGGUAGAGAGUAAUGGGUUUGUUGUUGCACCUGAUGGAACCUUAGUGAAGGCAGGUGGUGCUACAUCUGCUGGCCGUGUGACCAAAAAACCUGUUAAUGGGUCUUUGCAAAGCACACAUCCGUCUAGGUGGGGGCUACAAGCUGAGAGAGAUCAUCCAUGCGGGGAACAAAGAAGACUCCAAAACUCAAGGGAUGUAAGCCCUGAUAGGCACUUCACUAUUGGGAGGGGGCAGACUGGUAGAUAUGUUCGUGAACUAGACAGUGAUCAGUAUGGAAGAUCUAUUCCUCAUGACAGAACAGAAUCAUCCCUAUCAGGGCACCGUUUGUCCACAAGAGAUCGAAGUUACUCUCCUAACAGAAGGCCUCUUCGUCUUUCUCAUCCUCACAUCAGAUCUCGUUCUAGAUCUAGAACUCGUUCACCGAUACGUUGCACAUCUCCUAGGGGAAGACAUGAUAUAGGGGUGAACAAUGUCCCUGGUUUCCGCAGGCAUAGGAGAUCUCCAGUAACGAGAAUGGACAGAAUGAGGUCGCCCAAUACCAGGGAUAGUUCUGAGGAGCGGAUGAUUUUUUAUGACUCGGUGUCUACAGCCCUUACGUCCCCUUCAUAUUCUACAAGAUGGAUCGAUGGAAGGAAGGAAUCACCCAAUCAUCUAAAGGAGCAUAGCUAUAAGAGAAUCUCUGGUAGGAGCCCACCUAUGAGUGUGUAUAAUGAUCAUAGGCUUGGUUCCUUGGAGUCACAUGGAAGAUCAAAGCCCAGUGAUUAUUUUCACUCUCUUCAGUCGAGCAGAAAUGCUGACUUCAGCAGGGGAUACAAGUAUGAUAAUAGUGAUGAUAGAAGGGGACAGGAUGGCAGAGACAACUAUCUUCGUUCUGCGAGACAAUAUGAUAACAACAAGAAGCGAAUAAGGUAGUUUGUUUAGGAGGGUUUCAAGAUAAUGAUUUUUAUGGAAAUUUUAGAGGUUUCAUCAACUAGGGAAUCUAUGGAGUUGUGGAGAAGCAUAAAUCAUUUAUGUACGACAGUGCAUAUCGUACCAUGUGCAUUUGGCUUCUGCUCGUGUGGACACCACCACAUUAAUACUUUUUUUUUUCCCUUUUUUGGUAAAGGCGCCAAAAAGUUGCUUCUUCAUUUGUCCACCUUGUAAAACCAUUACCUCAGUUGAAAUUUCCAAUUUUGGGAUCAAAGCGCUGACCUUGUUUUUCUUUCCUUUUUUUUCAUAAAUUAUGUUAGACCAUUUUGGUGGGUUGUACUCCCUUUUUGAUCUCACUGAAAUAUGAUUAAUUAUUGAAAUUGUAGUUUGCCUUUGGCAUUUCAUGUGCAUUGGCAGUUUAAGCA